Molecule: messenger RNA, 207 nt
Organism: Fusarium odoratissimum NRRL 54006
Lineage: Eukaryota; Fungi; Ascomycota; Sordariomycetes; Hypocreales; Nectriaceae
Exons: 1
Coding region: 1-207 (68 amino acids)
Source: RefSeq, a predicted model, not a curated record
AUGGAGAAUCUUAAGGCGAAUACCGUUGAUGCCCCAGAUACCCUCCAGCAGACGGAUGACCAAGAAGAAUCUGAGAAAGACGAACGCGACCUCCUACCUGACUAUCAGGGAGCUGAAGAUUCCGGCGAUGGCCACUGUAAGAAGUCUAGCGUGAAGGAGGAUGCAGUGGUGAAAGAAGACCCGGCCACUGACCUUGAGGCUAAGUGA